Cyprinus carpio (common carp) is the source of this 2688-nucleotide messenger RNA. It is a transcript of the gene elovl5, whose product is annotated as ELOVL fatty acid elongase 5. The record is from RefSeq and is a predicted model, not a curated record. Lineage: Eukaryota; Metazoa; Chordata; Actinopteri; Cypriniformes; Cyprinidae. Gene Ontology annotation, cellular component: endoplasmic reticulum membrane; endoplasmic reticulum. Gene Ontology annotation, biological process: very long-chain fatty acid biosynthetic process; sphingolipid biosynthetic process; fatty acid elongation, monounsaturated fatty acid. Gene Ontology annotation, molecular function: fatty acid elongase activity.
UAAAACAGAACGCGUCAUAAUGCAAGUCAAACAGUUACGUUGACGUUCUAAAUCCAUUUGAAGCACUGUCAUGACGACAUCAAUCAAAUUUCGAAUAAAUCCCCACUUUAAAAAGUGUGUUUAAAGCCACACCUCUAUCCACAGCUCUGAUCUUUUAACGCGUUCUAAACGUUCCAAAUGCAUACUUUGGUUCUCGGAAUGGAACGUAUCUGGAUUUUUACAUCUGCGUAACAGUAGAAGUGCAGUGAGGGACGCAGUGUGCUCGUCUCGCAGACUUUGCCCUAGAGCGGCAGUAUAAAGAGAGUUAUUGGAACACGGUCCGUUAUACGCAUCAGUUUAAGGUGGACUACAGACACUCAUUAGUUCACGAGCUUUUACCACUCUUUCACACUGACGACACCAUCCGCACAGGACUGAGCACAGAAGGAAACAUAUGUGUGAAGACUAAAGGUUGGAGAUGGAGGCCUUUAAUCACAGAGUUAACACUUAUAUUGACUCUUGGAUGGGACCCAGGGAUCCUCGGGUUAGAGGAUGGCUUCUACUGGACAACUACAUCCCCACUUUCGCCUUCACUGUCAUGUACCUUCUGGUUGUGUGGAUGGGACCAAAAUACAUGAAGAAUAGACAGCCCUACUCCUGCAGAGCACUGCUAGUGCCGUAUAACCUCGGCCUGACGCUUCUGUCUCUCUACAUGUUCUAUGAGCUGGUAAUGUCAGUGUAUCAAGGCGGAUACAACUUCUUCUGCCAGAACACCCACAGUGGAGGAGAGGCCGACAACAGGAUGAUGAAUGUACUUUGGUGGUAUUACUUCUCCAAACUCAUUGAGUUUAUGGACACUUUCUUCUUCAUUCUGAGGAAGAACAACCACCAGAUCACCUUCCUGCACGUCUACCAUCACGCCACAAUGCUCAACAUCUGGUGGUUCGUCAUGAACUGGGUGCCGUGUGGCCACUCCUACUUCGGCGCCACGUUUAACAGCUUCAUCCAUGUGCUGAUGUACUCGUACUACGGCCUCUCCGCUGUCCCAGCCCUCAGACCGUAUCUGUGGUGGAAAAAGUACAUCACUCAAGGGCAGCUGGUCCAGUUUGUCCUGACCAUGUUCCAGACAUCUUGUGCUGUGGUUUGGCCAUGUGGUUUCCCAAUGGGCUGGCUGUAUUUCCAGAUCACCUAUAUGAUCACUCUCAUCUUACUCUUCACAAACUUCUACAUAAAGACCUAUAAGAGACACGCGGGAUCUCGGAAGACCGAUUACUCGAACGGAUCAAUAAAUGGUCACACUAAUGGGGUGGCAUCCAAUGAGAAGGUGAAAUACAGGAAACCGCGCGCAGAUUGACGACACUUCGUCCGCUUACAGUCCCGUUAUUAAUAUCAGUCUAUCCACUUACCACGCUACAUCUAUUUCAUCUUUAAGAGACUCCUGACAUUUUUGCACACUGCAGCCACACUUUCAUAUUGAACCCAGAAAUGAAGAAAAGAGAGCUUUGGUUAGUGUACUUGAGUAUUUGUUGUUUUUCAUAUGAAAUUUUUCUUGAAAUACAAAGAUGGCUAACAUUAAUGCUGUACUAAUUUGCACUGUUGCACACUACGCUUGUUUGUAGACAUAAAGAAGAAUUUAUUAGAAGAAUUUGACAAGUAUACAGGAGAAUGUCACACUUAUGAGCUGAAUUAAACACAGUAGUAGCUUAUACAGCGUUUAUUUAUAGCGCAGGCAGAUAAUCUUGCUGUCAAUAGAAGACAGUAUGUAAAAGUCAUAAGAGAAAUACAGAAAAAAUAGAAGCUAUGUAGUUUUAUGGACUAAUCGAGCAAGUGAAUUAAUGAAUGUUUACAAAAGAAAAUGGACUGUUUAUUUAAUAAAAAUUUUAAUAGUUAAAAAUAAAAUAAAAUAAGGGUUUAGUAUUCCCCCAAAUAGCCCUGUGCAUGCAUUGAUAAAUUGUAAAAGGGGGAAAAAACAGACCAUAAAUAUACAGUUGUUUGUUGUAUAUGAAACUGUUGGCACAGAUUAUACUCCACCACAGUAUCUCCAGCCUGCAGAUGUCAGUUUAAUAUCUCAUCAGUUCUGUUCUGUGCACAUGGCUAGCCCUUGCAUGCAUAAAAGAAGCAGUUAAUAGCUUCGUAUUUUUUUUUAUGGUGUCAAAUGUCACAACGAAUCCAGCACAUCACUUUCACUUUUAACAAUGAACAAUGGCUUACACUGUAAUUACAAAGCACUUUAAGAACUGUGUAACACUUCCCCUUUCCUUCCUGAGACACUGAAAAUGCUGCAUGUCUGGCAGUGAAGGGUAUGCGCACAGUUCUUUAGACCCAGAAAGAGUCACUUAAAACAAAUUUUGCCCUUGUGUUUGAACAAACUUUUUUCUUAACCUAGUCUGCUGUUAAAGUGUAAUUUACGCGUUAAACCAUUAAGCAAAGAAUACUCCUACUGUAACACUCAACAGUUCCAGUUCUUCAUAUGAUAUAACAAUUAAGCCAUUCUCUCAGUUAGUAUUCUGUGUAGGAUAAGUAACAAUAUCUUGCAUUACUGUAACACCUCCCUGGUAAAAGAUAUAAUGCUGUUAAUUCAUGCUUUCAGUGCAGAAAUACAGACCUACCCAUGCAAUGUACCAGAUAGCAUUUGCUAAUAGCACAAUAGUUGAUACAAGUAGGCCGUUAUCAUUAGACCCAAUAAAGUGAUUUUUAUUUGGAAAUAAA